Molecule: messenger RNA, 1938 nt
Organism: Hyaloscypha bicolor E
Lineage: Eukaryota; Fungi; Ascomycota; Leotiomycetes; Helotiales; Hyaloscyphaceae
Product: HET-domain-containing protein
Exons: 1
Coding region: 111-1805 (564 amino acids)
Source: RefSeq, a predicted model, not a curated record
CUUCGAGAGCUUUGCACAUCAUCUUUCCCAGCAACCUGAAAACCCGUUCAAGUAGCAAGCCAUACGUCGCAUCAUAUUUCUCCUUCGAAGUCGGAGAUCUAUCGACCAAGAUGUGGUUGAUCAACGUCGAGACCAUGCAGCUCGAGGACUUCACUGUGCGACCAGCACCCCAAUACGCAAUCCUAUCCCAUACCUGGAGUGAAGAGGAAGUCUCUCUCCAGGAGUUUAUCUGCCCGAACGCCGACACAAUCGAGAAAGAGGGGUUUGCCAAGAUCGAGUGGACGUGCAGCCUUGCGGCUAGAGAUCAUAUCAAAUAUGCCUGGGUGGAUACCUGUUGUAUCGAUAAAAGCAGCAGCGCAGAGCUGACUGAAGCUAUCAAUUCCAUGUUUCAAUGGUAUAAGAACGCUGUUGUCUGCUACGCAUAUCUGUCUGAUCUUUCACCGAGACAGGACGCUGUCAUGAAAUAUCUGGGGGUCGACGAUAGCCGUCAGGACUAUUCAUUGGCGAGCCGCAAUGAGUUGCAAGGCUGUAAAUGGUUCACGCGGGGCUGGACUCUCCAGGAGCUGAUUGCGCCCAAGACAGUACGUUUCUACGACGAGACCUGGGGUUUUCGAGGUACGAAGGAUGAUUUGGCGGAGCCUCUUUGGUCGAUAACGCAUAUCGGCCGCGCCGUCUUGUGGGGUCAUAAAAUGCUGGCCGAUAUAUCCAUUGCGGAGCGAAUGGCAUGGGCCUCAAAAAGAAAAACGACAAGAGUGGAAGAUGUGGCCUACUGUCUGCUUGGAAUCUUCGAUGUCAACAUGCCAUUAUUAUACGGAGAAGGGAAUAAGGCCUUCACCCGGCUUCAGGAAGAGAUCAUCAAGAACAAUAGUGAUCUCAGCAUAUUUGGAUGGACUUCCGAAGAGAGUUGUUUAUCGGUCAUUUCCCAACCGGUACUCAAGGAUGGCUGUAAAUUCAACUGUGACCAUGGAGAUGACAAUCGAGACGAUUUCUACAGCGUCCUGGCAACAUCCCCAAGCGAAUUUUUGACCCCACCUUCUUAUAAUAUCAUGCAGUCAGUCGAGCACUCAGUCACAAAUCGCGGCAUUAAGAUCUAUUGCAGUUUGCUCGAGAUAUGCUUGCAAGGAUGUCCUUUUAUUCGCUGUAAAUGCUGUGGUGAUGGUCGCAAAUAUGUUUUGGUUAUAAGUAAUACCAGGUCGGGGUUUGAGGAGGAUGAUUGGGGUGUCGUCUUGGAUAAGAUAAGCCCUGACGGUUUCAUCAGAUCCAGGAAAUCCUUGAUACACAUUGACUAUGUCGAUGCGUUUUGCACAGAAUCGACGAGACCUCGGGCGAUUUAUCUCCUCACACAAGCACCAAAAUCUGCCCGGCAUCCGACUUUACCUCUGAAAAUCAGGGAAGGAACUGACUUUACCAUUCAGUCUGUCGCCCCAGCUGACAAAUGGAACUCUUGCAAACGGUAUUGGCACCUGGAGAGUGGUUUUAAAAUAUGGGGCAUGGUUUCGCUCAAAUUUAGUAACGCUAAUUGGGAUCGUGGCGUAUGCAUCUUGUUUUUUUAUAACGGUGUUUACGUCCUUGAUCCUCAUGUCUACAGGGCUGAGAUAGGACUGAUCUCUCAAGCUGGUUCUAAUCUUUUGUGGGGGGAUAUUAAGGAAAUCUUUGAUAUCGGAGAUUUACCUAGCGAAGGGUUGACAGUCAUGCGCCGGAAAUUGAAAGUUAUGGCAAGGAUGGUGGGUGAACAUUCCGGCCACAAGUCGCUAGAGGUGUGGACCGAAGACAUUAAGAGUGAUGGAAGUCCUUCUCGCGCUUAAGUAGUACUCACCGAUUACUUCUUACCUCAGAGUACCGUACCACACUCUCCAUGAACAACGAACAAUUUUUUUUCAAUAAGUAGCUAGAGAAAGUGUCUUUAGAAGAAUUCAUACCGGUAUUUCUGGCUGCAUC